CACAAGAUGGCGGCGCGCUGAGAGCGUAGCAUCUGCGUUUCUAGGCGCUUGGCUGUGUGAGUGGGUUAGGAGCCUGGGCUUGUGCAGGCCCCAGCCAUAUACGCCGUCGGGCUACUACAUUGGCCUUCGAGAUGGCUCUAAGCAAAUCAAUGCAUGCAAGAAAUAGAUACAAGGACAAGCCACCUGACUUCGCAUAUCUGGCAUCUAAAUAUCCAGAUUUUAAGCAGCAUAUUCAGAUAAAUCUGAAUGGGAGAGUAAGUCUUAAUUUCAAAGACCCUGAAGCAGUCAGAGCUCUGACUUGUACUCUCCUAAGAGAAGACUUUGGACUUUCUAUUGAUAUUCCUUUAGAGAGACUAAUUCCCACAGUUCCCUUGAGACUCAACUAUAUUCACUGGGUAGAAGAUCUGAUUGGGCACCAGGAUUCUGAUAAAAGUACUCUUCGAAGAGGAAUCGACAUAGGUACUGGGGCAUCCUGCAUCUAUCCCUUACUUGGAGCAACCUUAAAUGGCUGGUAUUUCCUGGCAACAGAAGUGGAUGAUAUGUGCUUCAAUUACGCAAAGAAAAAUGUGGAACAGAAUAACCUAUCUGAUCUUAUUAAAGUGGUGAAAGUGCCACAGAAGACACUCCUAAUGGACGCUCUUAAAGAAGAGUCUGAGAUAGCCUAUGACUUCUGCAUGUGCAACCCUCCCUUUUUUGCUAACCAGUUGGAAGCCCAGGGUGUGAACUCUCGGAACUCUCGACGACCUCCACCUAGUUCCGUAAAUACUGGGGGCAUCACAGAAAUCAUGGCUGAAGGAGGUGAACUAGAAUUUGUUAAGAGGAUAAUCCAUGACAGUUUACAACUUAAAAAAAGAUUAAGGUGGUAUAGCUGUAUGCUGGGAAAGAAGUGCAGCCUGGCUCCACUGAAGGAAGAGCUCAGAAUCCAGGGGGUUCCUAAAGUCACUUUCACGGAGUUCUGUCAAGGCAGGACAAUGCGAUGGGCCUUAGCUUGGAGUUUUUAUGACGAUGUCACUGUACCGUCACCACCAAGUAAACGAAGACGAUUGGAAAAGCCGAGGAAACCCAUUACGUUUGUAGUGCUCGAGUCUGUGAUGGAAGAAUUAUCCCUCAAAGCCUUGUCACUGGGCUCCGAGACAGUGGAAGGCAUAACAGUUGUGACAACAUGGAUAGAAAAAAUUCUCACUGAUCUGAAGGUCCACCAUAAACGAAUUCCUUGUGGGAAAGAAGAAGUUAGCCUUUUCCUGACAGCUGUGGAGAACUCUUGGAUUCACCUAAGGCGGAAGAGAAGAGAGCGCGUGAGACAGCUCCGGGAGGUGCCCCGAGCUCCCGAGGGUGCUCUCCUCGCCUUGGAGGGGAGAAGGGCCGCACCCAAGGAGCUGAGUGGUAGCCAGGACAUGGUCCCAAGCGCCCAGGAGAGUGCCUUGUGUGGCCUUGCUGUGCUGGAAGGCGAGUCUGCUGCUGUUGGUGGUCAUUGCCUCAGCCAGGAGUCACUUUGCCAGGAGGAAACUCCAGAAGCCAUGGAGGAUGAAAGGAGUGAGGAGAGGGGAGAGAUGGGGGUCAUGGGGACUUGUAAAGGCUCUAGCAAUGGAGCCCAGCAUGGAGAGGCUUCUGAGAAAGGAGACGGCCUGGACGAAGCAGCCGGACGGUACCUGUUUAAGUGCCUAAUCAACAUUAAGAAGGAAGUGGAUGGCGCCUUGGUUGAAAUGCAUUGGGUUGAGGGCCAGAACAGGGAUUUGAUGAACCAGCUUUGUACCUACAUACGUAACCAAAUUUUGAGGCUUGUUGCUAGUUAAUUCUUGAUUCUACAGUUAGAAAAGUGUCUGUAUAGGGCUAGGGAUAUGGUGCAAUGACCAUAUGUGCUUAAUAUUCAGAAGGCAGCCUGAGUUGUUGAGUCCCUAACAUCUAACAUCAAUACAAAAAAACAAUCUAUAAAAUAGCUUUGGAGGUAAAGCUCAUUGGGAAGCCAGAGGAAUUUCAGCACUGGUCCAUUAGUGACACCAUGUGGAAUCAUGUUAUAAAGCAGAAAUGCAGUUGAAUGUGGUCUCUUACACUUAUAAUCCCAGUACUUGAAGGCUGAGGUAGGAUGAUUGCUGUGAGUUUAUGGUCAGCCUAUGCUACAGAGAAAGACACUUGUCUAAAUAAAAAGAAGAAAAAAGAAAGCAGAAAUGAAUCCAUUUUUAAUCCUUCCCCUUUUAAAGAUAUUUGGAGUUGUAUGUAUAGUAUAGUGGCUCAGGAGGAAUUAUGACGGAUGCAACAGCAGAUAAACUUAGGAGGAACUGGAUCCUACUCCCAGUAGUUCAUCUCAGCCUGGCACUGGUUCCGUGCGGCCAGAGGCACUGCUUGUGACAUCUGAACUGGGUCAGUGCUGCCUAGAACAUGUCCUUCACUAGGAGUUGUUUGGUGAGGAGGUUACCAGUGUUCUCCAAUGGAGGCAGUACAGCAGAGCAGAGGUCUGGGAAUGCUCAUCGUUGCCUUCAAGACACCUGCUAUCUCAGGUACCUAGAGUUGAUUGAGCCAGCCCUCAGAAAUGACUAGCCAGGGGUAGGUGGCCAGGCUGUCACAGAGAGACAUCUUGACUAAGGAGAGGGCUCGUCUGGGAACACAGGGACGUAGUCCAUUCCUCAGUCGCUGCUGUUCUGACAUGGCCUGUGUCAGAAGCAGAAUUGAGGAAGCAAGGUGUGGCUGAGGCACAUCAACAUGUGCUCCCUCCCUCCUCCAGCCCCCUGACAGUAUUGUUCUGUAGCAGUUGUGCUGCUUUGUUAACACGUGAAAUGGAAUAUGUUUGGUUUUUAAUAGAAGACUUCAGAAUUGGAAACUUCAUCCUCUUUGAAUCCUGGAAUUGGGGGAAAUAUUUUCUGGUACUUGAGUUAGGUAAACGGUUGAUAUGACAAAUGAGCAAGUAAGGUCCUGUGUGUUCUAGGUAGGGUGUAUCUUUGUGGUAGAGCAUUUACCUAGAUGUAUGAAGGCCCUGGUUUGUUUU
Onychomys torridus (southern grasshopper mouse) is the source of this 2980-nucleotide messenger RNA. RefSeq names its product methyltransferase like 16 (gene Mettl16). The transcript is spliced from 10 exons. Gene Ontology annotation, molecular function: 23S rRNA (adenine(1618)-N(6))-methyltransferase activity. Bases 132 to 1793 code for a protein of 553 amino acids. NCBI's taxonomy places the organism in Eukaryota, Metazoa, Chordata, Mammalia, Rodentia, Cricetidae. The record is from RefSeq and is a predicted model, not a curated record. Gene Ontology annotation, cellular component: nucleus. Gene Ontology annotation, biological process: rRNA base methylation.